AUGGUCGAUAGUGGUGUCCCCCAGGGUUCAGUACUGGGACCCAGUUUGUUCCUUAUCUACGUGGACGAUGCCGCAAGAGAUUUAGACUGUGAAGUAGCAAUGUUUGUGGAUGACAUGAAGAUAUGGAGUGUAAUUCGGGGUCCUGCCGAUGAAGACAGACUGCAGUUGAACCUGAAUCGGUUGGAGGAGUGGUCAAACCGUUGGCUCCUGCGGUUCAACGUUGCCAAAUGUAACAUUCUUCGCCUAGGCAACACAGCCAGAUCCGCCAGCACACGAGGCUACUUUCUGGGCGGUGCAGCCCUACAAGAGGUCGAAGCCCAAAAGGACCUCGGUGUGCUUACGACGAGUUCCCUAAAACCAUCCGCCCACUGUCCGAGGGUGGCAAAAACCGCAAUGUCCGUACUGUACGCCAUCAAGCGUGCGUUUAUGGACUUUGACGAAGAAGCUUUCUCUAAGACAUUCGGAACAUUCGUCCGGCCGCAUUUAGAGUACGGCAUACAAGCUUGGAGGCCUUGGGCUGUUGUGGAUCAAAACUGCAUCGAAAGGGUCCAGAGGAGAGCCACGAAGAUGGUCAGGCGUCAAAGCUCCUUUCCUUAUGCAACCCGCCUAGUAAAUUUGAACCUCUUUCCUUUGAGUUACAGGCAACUUCGCGGAGAUCUCUUGCAAGCCUUCCGCAUUGUAAAGGGGUUGGAUUGCAGUCCGGCCUUCGAGGACUUUUUUGAAUUUGCUACCACGACCAACCUCCGAGGUCACCCGUUAAAACUGCGCAAUCAGCAGGCACGGCUGGAUGUGCGGAAGUUCUCCUUCUCGGUUCGGGUGGUCAAGCCAUGGAAUGAGCUUCCCGCAGAUGUUGUGAUGUCACCAUCUAUACAAAGUUUUAAGAAGAAUCUGGACAUAUUUAUGUUCCGAAAUGACCAAGAGCGAUGA
Spirometra erinaceieuropaei is the source of this 927-nucleotide messenger RNA. The record is from the annotation of a GenBank genome assembly. NCBI's taxonomy places the organism in Eukaryota, Metazoa, Platyhelminthes, Cestoda, Diphyllobothriidea, Diphyllobothriidae.